This is a messenger RNA of Dendroctonus ponderosae (mountain pine beetle), 1361 nucleotides long. RefSeq lists its product as uncharacterized. The record is from RefSeq and is a predicted model, not a curated record. NCBI's taxonomy places the organism in Eukaryota, Metazoa, Arthropoda, Insecta, Coleoptera, Curculionidae. Bases 278 to 961 code for a protein of 227 amino acids. The transcript has 7 exons.
UUGCCGCUUCGCUAAAUCCCCAAAUGGCAUCAGUGCUUUGAAGGUAGUGUAGUCUAGGGUUAUGUUCCUCUGUGUCAGCGACCAGUGUUCUUUGAUUUAAGUGUUCCGGCCGAAGCCCGUCCUAAGAAGAAUUGACUGUUGAUGCCUUGGCAAGCCCUGUUUUAGGCCCCCCCUAGUUCACCCACAACUGCCCGUUAAAGUAACCACGGAUUUUACGGCUGUUUGGGCCCCAAAUGGGGGCUAAUAUUGAUGCAGUCCUUUGGGGGCUGCCACCGCCAUGGGAAACUGCCUCACCAGUUGUCUGCCUAACAACAGCGACAAUUUCAACGCGCUCUCGAAGUCGGGGAGCGAUUUAUCCGCCCUGGUUGAUGAGAUGGAUGACGCUGCUGCGGCCGACAAACGGUGUUUUAUCUCCAGGCUGUUCCACAGGAGGAAAGACAGAAAAGAGAAGGCCUCAACUGGUGUGGUCGCGAUGCUAAGGCCGCAACUGUCCUACCACAGGCUGUCCGAGUUGCCCAGAGCCUCCCUCCAGAGCAGAGACAUCCAGCUGCAGUUUCUGGACGCCAGGGCUUUGUUAAGCAGCGCCAGCCUCUCCACUAGAGCCUCCACACCGGAAAACUCUCUGGAGCUGGAAUGGGAGCACGAGACUCUGCCCUGCUCCAUCAUCCAUGAGGCAUCAGGCAGCUCUUGGGCAACUUCCAUAUUUCCCGAAGACACUCUGACGACUCAGGCCAAUCGCAGUCCGCUGCAUGCCGUCAAUGUGACCGAAUCGGACUAUUCCAGAGUGUCGUCAUCGGCUAACAGUCUGGAAUGGGACAGUGUUCAAAACUCCGUGCAUUCGGAGGUUUUGGACACUGACACCCAGUUCCUGCUGAACGAAAUAGAUAGGCUAACAAUGCAGGCGCUGAAGGAAACCGGAGCUAUUCAGGGCGACGUAAGUUAUCUGGACGAUGCGCUUUAAUCGAACGAUUUUCCCGUACUCACAAGACUGUAAAAGGAUGUUAUAGGUACUAAAACCAAAGGUAUUUUUUUUAAGAACCCAGUACCAUUUUGUAUGCUUUUACCUCACGCUGUGUUACAGUUUUAACCAGUCCACGAAUCGAUGUUCGUUAAUGUUGUAAAUACUACGUGAAUGUGAUUAUUUUAACGCAGUUAAACGCCUCAAUAUUGUUAAGUUUGCACCAUGUGAGUUACAUAUAUGAUAGAAGUAUAGCAAUAAUGGCCACCGGAGUUGUGUUGGGACCAAUUGGAUUGGGUUGCUCUCCUCUAAACGUUCGAACGCAUCAUAUCCCAGAUUUUCGUUAACCGGGCACAUAUCACGCACGUGAAAUGAAUGGAAUAAAAUAGCUUUUUCAAUCUUA